CAACCCUGUAUGUGACUUUUCCAAGUUAGUUCAUUAGAAUUUCUCUGUUUCCAUUAUCCAUGGCAUCAUACAAAGCUUGCUGACUGAUAUUGUGAUAUUGUCUCUAUGUCCAGCUCAAAAUGUGGGACCAAUUAAGCCUUGCUUCAUCAAUGGGACCUGCAUCUGUUGAGCUUCUGGCUUCCGGUCUGGAUGGAUAUGUUGAUCAGGUGAAGCGUGUUGAGGAAUUAUUUGGGAAGAUUUGGCCACCUCCAAAUAUAUGAAGCAGUUUGUGAUAUGUUGUAAGCAUGUGCUAACUCUCGAGUAAGAGGAAAAUAUCAACUUUCAAUGGUGUUUCUCUUUCCUUAAUGUUAACCGCAAACCCUUUGUAUCUAUUAACCCUUUGUAUCUAUUAACCAGCGUUAGUGACCCAUGUUUAUGGUUAGAUGGUACUAAACACUAUUAAAAUACAAAGGUUCAGCAACAUGGAUCUAUUUUGUUGAAAGUCUCUUCUAUGUGGGCAAGAGUGCCUUUGCAUUGCUAGGUUCAGAGGUGAAGGUCUCGUGACAGUUGGAUCCCUUGGUAAAAGAAUUAGUGAGGGGUGAGGUAGUUUGUUCUUGCGGGUAAAUAUUUCAUUUUUACCCACAUGGUAUUUAAUGUUAUUUAAUGAUCGUUGGAGUACUUAACUGAAGUUCUCAAACAUAAACAACAAGGUAAAUC
Molecule: messenger RNA, 696 nt
Organism: Rubroshorea leprosula
Lineage: Eukaryota; Viridiplantae; Streptophyta; Magnoliopsida; Malvales; Dipterocarpaceae
Source: the annotation of a GenBank genome assembly